Nicotiana attenuata is the source of this 810-nucleotide messenger RNA. RefSeq lists its product as uncharacterized. NCBI's taxonomy places the organism in Eukaryota, Viridiplantae, Streptophyta, Magnoliopsida, Solanales, Solanaceae. The transcript has 2 exons. The record is from RefSeq and is a predicted model, not a curated record. The coding region runs from base 1 to 810 and encodes 269 amino acids.
AUGUCCCGUAAUUUGUUCCUCCGAAUAGUUGAUGAAGUUAAAGGUCAUGAUAUGUACUUUGUACAACGUGCCGAUGCUAUGGGUAGAUUUGGAUUAUCUACUCUACAAAAAAUUACAGCCGUUUUUAGAAUGCUGGCAUACGGUUUGCCAGCGGAUGCCACUGAUGAAUAUGUGAAAAUUGGAGAGUCGACUGCAAUUGAGAGCCUGAAAAGAUUUUGCCGAGCUGUCGUAGAGGUUUUUGGUGAGCAGUAUUUGAGAUCACCAACACCUAACGAUGUUGCAAGGCUUCGGCACAUCGGUGAACAACGUGGCUUUCCAAGAAUGCUAGGCAGUCUAGACUGCAUGCAUUGGAAAUGGAAAAAUUGUCCAACAGCAUGGGCUGGACAAUAUGCAGGUCGUAGUGGAUCUCCAACAAUUAUUCUUGAAGUUGUUGCUGAUUAUGACCUUUGGAUAUGGCAUGCAUAUUUUGGUAUGCCCGACACCAAUAAUGACAUUAAUGUUUUAGAGUCAUCACAUUUGUUUUCCGAUCUUGCUGCAGAACCCUCACAUUUUUGGCAAAAAGAAGUGCUACAUGAUAUAAUGACUACAUGUGUUAUACUGCACAACAUAAUAAUCGAGAAUGAGCGUGAUUUUAAUGCACCAAUUCAAGAUGAUUUGGAAGGUCCACCUCCAACAGUAGAAAUGGCAACAGAUGAAAAUCAACAAUUUCAAGAAUUUUUAGCUCGGGAUAGAAGAAUUAAGAACAAAGAUGCUCAUUUUGCACUUAGUAAUGCAUUAAUAGAUCAUUUAUGGGAGAAUACUAGAGGUUGA